AUGUCAACCGCUGAUAACGAUUAUGAGAACAGAUUGACCAAGCUUUGGUCCAUGAGCGGAGCGUCGGAUGGUGCGGGCUCGGCGGUCGUGAACGUGACCAGUGCUUCUAUAGUCAUCCAACCAUCGAGCUACAGCAGACCGAAGACUCAGAACAGGAAAUACGCUUUCAGACCCAGAGCUAUACCGCUGAAGAAGGAGGAACCACAAAUUGAGAGGAACGCCUACUAUUCACAGGAUAAUGUGAAGAAUUAUAAAUCUGAAGUACUUUUCCCUGGUGAUUAUGUGCCGAUUGCCACAGAGAAAAGUGGGAAUUCCAAUGGUAUCUUUGGACCUGCGGGGCCCUUCCAACCCCAAACGAUACCUUUGAUAAGGAAUGAGGAAUUUCAGAAGAGAUCUUUGGAUGUGAAUGAAGAACCUAUUAUCGAGAAACCUGAAGGAUUCUCGGAGCCUACAGCUUCAAGGAGAUCAAUUUCGGAUUACUUUGGCGUUGAAGAGGAUGAAGAUGAAGAAGAUGACGAAAACGGCGAAUAUGAAGCUGAAGGCUUAGAAGGAGAUACAGAACUGAAAUCAAAGAACAAAAAGAAAAAAAAGCUAAAAACGAAGAAAUUGAAGAAGUACAUGCUACCCCUACUCUUAGCUUACAAGAUGAAAUAUUUCACUCUAGUCCCGGUCAUGAUCGGUGGUCUGGUAUUACUGGUAGGAGCUACAGGGCUAGCUGGGUUCUUCUUUGCUCUAUUUGCAGCCGUUAUGGGCCUACAGAAAGGAGACUAUUAA
This is a messenger RNA of Bombyx mandarina (wild silkworm), 774 nucleotides long. RefSeq lists its product as uncharacterized. NCBI's taxonomy places the organism in Eukaryota, Metazoa, Arthropoda, Insecta, Lepidoptera, Bombycidae. The record is from RefSeq and is a predicted model, not a curated record.